This is a messenger RNA of Trichechus manatus latirostris (Florida manatee), 3920 nucleotides long. RefSeq names its product EPH receptor B2 (gene EPHB2). Lineage: Eukaryota; Metazoa; Chordata; Mammalia; Sirenia; Trichechidae. Gene Ontology annotation, molecular function: protein binding; transmembrane-ephrin receptor activity; ATP binding. The coding region runs from base 17 to 2908 and encodes 963 amino acids. The record is from RefSeq and is a predicted model, not a curated record. The transcript is spliced from 15 exons. Gene Ontology annotation, biological process: axon guidance; ephrin receptor signaling pathway; protein phosphorylation. Gene Ontology annotation, cellular component: plasma membrane; dendrite.
CCCCACAGAAACGCUGAUGGACUCUACCACAGCGACAGCUGAGCUGGGCUGGAUCGUGCAUCCUCCAUCAGGGUGGGAAGAGGUGAGUGGCUACGAUGAGAACAUGAACACCAUCCGCACGUACCAGGUAUGCAACGUGUUUGAGUCGAGCCAGAACAACUGGCUACGGACCAAGUUCAUCCGGCGCCGUGGCGCCCACCGCAUUCACGUGGAGAUGAAGUUCUCCGUGCGAGACUGUAGCAGCAUCCCCAGCGUGCCCGGUUCCUGCAAGGAGACCUUCAAUCUCUAUUACUAUGAGGCCGACUACGACUCAGCCACCAAGACCUUCCCCAGCUGGAUGGAGAACCCAUGGGUGAAGGUGGACACCAUCGCAGCUGAUGAGAGCUUCUCCCAGGUAGAUCUGGGCGGCAGAGUCAUGAAGAUCAAUACCGAGGUGCGGAGCUUUGGGCCCGUGUCCCGCAAUGGCUUCUACCUGGCCUUCCAGGACUACGGUGGCUGCAUGUCCCUCAUCGCUGUGCACGUCUUCUACCGCAAGUGCCCCCGUGUCAUCCAGAAUGGUGCCAUCUUCCAGGAGACACUGUCGGGGGCUGAAAGCACAUCGCUGGUUGCCGCCAGAGGCAGCUGCAUCGCCAAUGCUGAGGAGGUGGAUGUGCCCAUCAAGCUCUACUGCAAUGGGGAUGGCGAGUGGCUGGUGCCCAUUGGGCGCUGCAUGUGCAAAGCGGGCUUCGAGGCUGUGGAGAAUGGCACCGUCUGCAGAGGUUGCCCAUCUGGAACCUUCAAGGCCAACCAGGGAGAUGAGGCCUGCACCCACUGUCCCAUCAACAGCCGGACUACUUCAGAAGGGGCCACCAACUGCGUCUGCCGAAACGGCUACUACAGGGCAGACCUGGACCCCCUGGACAUGCCCUGCACAACCAUCCCGUCCGCACCACAGGCCGUGAUCUCCAGCGUUAAUGAGACCUCACUCAUGCUAGAGUGGACUCCACCCCGUGACUCAGGAGGCCGUGAGGAUCUCGUCUACAACAUCAUCUGCAAGAGCUGCGGCUCAGGCAGGGGGGCCUGCACCCGUUGUGGGGACAAUGUGCAGUAUGCACCACGCCAGCUGGGCCUGACGGAGCCACGCAUCUACAUCAGUGACCUGCUGGCCCACACCCAGUACACCUUCGAGAUCCAGGCCGUGAACGGCGUCACUGACCAGAGCCCCUUCUCGCCGCAGUUCGCCUCCGUGAACAUCACCACCAACCAAGCAGCUCCGUCGGCUGUGUCCAUCAUGCACCAGGUGAGCCGCACCGUGGACAGCAUCACCCUGUCGUGGUCCCAGCCCGACCAGCCCAACGGUGUGAUCCUGGACUAUGAGCUACAGUACUAUGAGAAGGAGCUCAGUGAGUACAACGCCACAGCCAUAAAAAGCCCCACCAACACGGUCACUGUGCAGGGCCUCAAAGCCGGCGCCAUCUAUGUCUUCCAGGUGCGGGCACGCACCGUGGCAGGCUACGGGCGCUACAGCGGCAAGAUGUACUUCCAGACCAUGACGGAAGCCGAAUACCAGACAAGCAUCCAGGAGAAGCUGCCACUCAUCAUUGGCUCCUCGGCUGCCGGCCUGGUUUUCCUCAUUGCCGUGGUUGUCAUCGCCAUCGUGUGUAACAGACGGGGGUUUGAGCGUGCCGACUCGGAGUACACGGACAAGCUGCAGCACUACACCAGUGGUCACAUGACCCCAGGCAUGAAGAUCUACAUCGAUCCUUUCACCUAUGAGGACCCCAAUGAGGCAGUCCGGGAGUUUGCCAAGGAAAUUGACAUCUCCUGUGUCAAAAUUGAGCAAGUGAUUGGAGCAGGGGAAUUUGGUGAGGUCUGCAGUGGUCACCUGAAGCUACCAGGCAAGAGAGAGAUCUUUGUGGCCAUCAAGACACUCAAGUCAGGCUAUACUGAGAAACAGCGCCGGGACUUCCUGAGCGAGGCCUCCAUCAUGGGCCAGUUCGACCACCCCAAUGUCAUCCACUUGGAAGGCGUUGUCACCAAGAGCACACCCGUUAUGAUCAUCACUGAGUUCAUGGAGAAUGGGUCUCUGGACUCCUUCCUCCGGCAAAAUGACGGGCAGUUCACAGUCAUCCAGCUGGUGGGCAUGCUGCGGGGCAUCGCGGCUGGCAUGAAGUACCUGGCGGACAUGAACUAUGUCCAUCGUGACCUGGCCGCCCGCAACAUCCUUGUCAACAGCAAUCUAGUCUGCAAGGUGUCUGACUUCGGGCUCUCACGCUUUCUGGAGGAUGAUACCUCAGACCCCACGUACACCAGUGCCCUGGGUGGGAAGAUCCCGAUCCGCUGGACAGCCCCGGAAGCUAUCCAGUACCGGAAAUUCACCUCCGCCAGCGAUGUGUGGAGCUACGGGAUCGUCAUGUGGGAAGUGAUGUCCUACGGGGAGCGGCCCUACUGGGACAUGACCAACCAGGACGUAAUCAACGCCAUUGAGCAGGACUACCGGCUGCCUCCUCCCAUGGACUGCCCGAGCGCCUUGCACCAGCUCAUGCUAGACUGCUGGCAGAAGGACCGCAACCACCGGCCCAAGUUCGGCCAGAUAGUCAACACGCUGGACAAGAUGAUACGCAACCCCAACAGCCUCAAAGCCAUGGCGCCCCUCUCCUCCGGAAUCAACCUGCCGCUGCUGGACCGCACCAUCCCCGACUACACCAGCUUUAACACUGUGGACGAGUGGCUGGAGGCCAUCAAGAUGGGGCAGUACAAGGAGAGCUUUGCCAACGCCGGCUUCACCUCUUUCGACGUUGUGUCACAGAUGAUGAUGGAGGACAUUCUCCGGGUUGGGGUCACCUUGGCUGGCCACCAGAAAAAAAUCCUGAACAGUAUCCAGGUGAUGCGGGCACAGAUGAACCAGAUUCAGUCUGUGGAGGUGUGACCCUCACCUGCCUCGGCUCACCUCUCCCUCCAGGCCCCGCCCCCUCCGCCCAGCGCCGGCCCCCCGGCUCUCCGUCCACUGCAGGGUCAGCCGCCUGCCAGGAUGCCACGGGCGCCAGGAAGAACCAAGCAGCACUCCAGCCACGAGACGCCACCAAGAACACCUGCGACUCAAGGAUGGGAACACAAGAGAAUGGGGAAAAAGAAAAUCUACCCUGGGAGGGGGCGGGAAGUACAAGAAAUACUUUCUAAAGAGGAUUCUCACAAGGAAAGCGAUGACUGUUCUUGAAAAAAAAGAAAAAAUAAGGGCUUGGGAGAUCCGUGUGAUUUGUCCAAUUGGAGGUCAAAAGCAGUUUCUCUCCAACUCCCUCUGGGAAGGUGACCUGGCCAGAGCCAAGGAAUGCUUUCAGGAAAACAAAUAGCAAGCGAGGAGAGAGGCCGCCCUUCCCUCCUGCUCACUGGCUUGUUCCUUCAGGCGUCACUCAACAGCCGAGCACCAGGCAAACGGGGCAGGCGGACAGGCAGCCGCCCUGGGAACCACCCCAGGAAGAUCCAUGCCCAUUGCCACUGGGCGAAUGGAAGAAUUUUUCUGACUUUGGAGAAGAUUUUAGAAACUCCAAUGAAAGAGACCCAUUUCUCCUGUUAGCUCAUGGGGCUGAAAAGGGGCUUUUGUCCUCCUGGGCCAGGGAGAACUUGGGGACACCAGAAGGGUCAGCCUUCCUGAGGAUGGCCACCCACCAGGCCGGUCGACACAGCUGCAGCUCCACGUACGUGUCGUGCCCGGCCUGCUGGCCUGGCCCGCAUGGGUGCCAGCCCCCACCAGCCCCCACCCGGAGGACAGGUGCUGCAGUGACCGCCAUCAGCUAUGACUGCCACUGAGAAGAAUUGAUCCUGUGUCUGGGUUUGUUUACAGCGAUUUGGUUGGAGGUGGUUGUGGUUGGGGGGGAUUUGUCUGUUGGUUUUUGUUUUGUUUUUUUUUAUGACAAUGAAGUGACACUUUGACACAUUUCCUA